CUUCUAUCUAUUGGUACCGGUGUGGUAAUCGACUUGCAACCCCUCAACCACCAGAAAGCACGUGAGCGGGUUCCAAUUCGACCCUAAUGAGGGGCUUUCGAACAUUCUCUUCCUCCUAUAGGUCUCGUCAGCUGCGUCGACUCUCAUCUCGCACCACCGACAUGUCUCGGAAUUAUGAGGCUGCGAUCGCAGCCCUCAAUUCGCUGCAAACCAACUUUGCGGUAGUUGAAGAAUUGAGGAAAUCUGUAUCUAGGAAAGAGAUGAACUUGCGUUCCCUGCCGGAGACUAUAGAAUGGCUUAGACGUAUUGGCUACCAGCCUUCGGACCUCGGUCAAAUCAAUCCUAUCCACGUUGCUGGGACCAAGGGCAAAGGUUCAACUUCUUCCUUCAUCUCCUCCAUUUUAUCCCAGUAUACUUCGUCACAGUCCUCCGAAUCGAAUGCUUCCGUGCACAAGCUCAACAAGGUUGGACUUUAUACUUCACCCCACUUGCGAUUUGCCCGAGAGCGUAUCCAGAUCGAUAAUGCGCCACUCUCGGAGGAGAAAUUCACCAAAUACUUCUUCGAGGUAUGGGAUCGACUUGAAGAGGCUGCCCAAAAGGCGGGCGAGGACCCUACAAGCCUACGAACAAAGCCUCAAUACUUCCGGUACCUGACCUUGAUGGCUUUCCACACCUACAUUAGCGAGGGGGUAGAUGCUGCGGUCAUCGAGUGUGGUAUUGGUGGAGAGUAUGACUGCACAAACGUUAUUGAAAAGCCAGCUGCAACCGCGAUCACCAGCUUAGGCAUCGACCACACUGCCAUGCUUGGAAACACGAUUGAAGAGAUAGCCUGGCACAAAGGUGGCAUCAUAAAACCUGGCACUAAAGCUUUCAGCGCACCGCAACCUCCAACCGCGGAGAAGGUUUUGUACGAGCGUGCAGCAGAGAGGGGCACAGAACUAGAGAUAGUGAGGGGUCAUCCCGAACUCACGAGCAAAGGCGAUGUGAAGCUUGGCCUGGCUGGUGAAUUCCAAUAUACGAAUGCGGCAGUAGCUGUAGCUGCCGCCGCCGAAUUUCUCCGGAAGGUCGGAGUUGAAGGCAUUCCUUCGGAUAUCCUUGCACAGCCUUUGCCUCCGGCAUUCCGGAAAGGGCUGGAGUCCGCCCGGCUGGGAGGUCGUUGUGAGACACGGCAUGAGAAGCAUGUGACCUGGUAUCUUGAUGGAGGCCAUACACUGGAGAGCAUCAGAUUAGCUGGCCAGUGGUUCGCUUCUCAGAUACACGCCAACUCUUCCUCAACCGCCGCCGCGAACAAGAAGCUGCGUGUCUUGAUCUUCAACCAACAAACCCGCGAUAGCAAUGCUCUUGCCGAGGCUCUUUACGAGACCUUAGCUGCAGCCUUGGGCUCAGAGCAGCCGUUCACGCAUGCGCUAUUCUGUACCAAUGUCACCUACAAGGAUGCAGGCUACCGCCCUGACCUUGUUAGCAUGAAUACGAAUGCAGACGAUGUGCAGAGACUACAGGUCCAGAGGAGCCUUGCUGAGAAGUGGCAUUCGAUUGAUCCACGCACGGAGGUCAAGGUUUACGGGACCAUUGAAGAAGCGGUCGACUUUGCCCGGGAACUCGCGGCAAAGGAGAGGGGCCUGGUAGGUCAAGACGAGGCUCCUGUCAUGACCUUUGUCACCGGUAGUCUACUCCUCGUCGGUGGAUUUUUGGAUGUGAUCGAGACGAAGCCGGGUCUGCAGAGCUGAACACGCUCUCCUACUCCCUCUACUGUUUGCUGCAUGUAAAUGGAUUCCCUUCGCCUCACCAUGAGGUUUCAACAACAUUUCUGGUGAUACCCGCAAGCAAGGGCUGAUGCCUUGAUUGCAUUGUUUUUUAUGGUCUGAUGAUGCUUGGAUAGAACUAGACGGGACGGUCAAUCACUUUCAACAGAGUUCUUUAAAAAUCUGUUUAUUCACGAGUCUAGAAUUACUUGGAAGGUC
Aspergillus ibericus CBS 121593 is the source of this 1961-nucleotide messenger RNA. Its product is annotated as tetrahydrofolate synthase. Lineage: Eukaryota; Fungi; Ascomycota; Eurotiomycetes; Eurotiales; Aspergillaceae. The transcript is spliced from 3 exons. Gene Ontology annotation, molecular function: ATP binding; tetrahydrofolylpolyglutamate synthase activity. Gene Ontology annotation, cellular component: cytosol; mitochondrion; cytoplasm. Bases 162 to 1727 code for a protein of 521 amino acids. Gene Ontology annotation, biological process: tetrahydrofolylpolyglutamate biosynthetic process. The record is from RefSeq and is a predicted model, not a curated record.